AUGUUGCGCCAUGCGUCAUCGUCCACCGAGAAACGAUACGGCCUCGACGGCGUCGAAGGCCUCGUCCCAGCAGUGGCGAGCCUGAUUGAUCGAAGCGCGGAGAAACAUGGUGUCAACCACGGGGUCGUCGGCAGCUGCCAUCGUGGGCGCCUAGCUUUGUGUGGCACUGUUUACAAGAAGCCUUUGGAAGGGCUAUUUGCCGAGUUCAUGGGGCGCCCAGGAUGGGGCCUCUUGCCUGGCAGCUGUGGUGACGUCAAGACUCACCUGGGGUUCGAGGGUGAGCACCAAACUCCCGAAGGGAAAAAAGUCGACAUCUCAGUAAUUGCCAACCCUUCCCACCUCGAGUCGGUCAGUCCUAUUUCACAGGGCAGCACCCAUGCAACGCAGAGGCUCACUAGACCUGACGGCAUUGACAAGACACUCUGUCUGGCACUCCAUGGCGAUGCAGCUUUUACGGGUCAAGGUGUUGUUUGCGAAACCUUGAGCCUAGCGCACCUAUCAGCCUACGAUCUCGGCGGCACAGUACGACUAAUUGUCAACAACCAAAUCGGUUUCACUGCUGACCCGGAAUCCUCGCGAUCAACAACGUACUGUACGGACCUUGCUAAAUCCCCGAAUACUCCUAUCUUCCACGUCAACUCCGAUAGCAUUGAGGAGAUCGUGUUCAUUUGCCAGCUAGCCGCUGAUUGGCGUUCCAAGUUCAAGUCCGAUGCGAUUGUCGAUAUUGUCUGCUACCGCAAGUUUGGACACAACGAAACGGACCAGCCGCGUUUUACCCAGCCACUCAUGUACCAGAAGAUUGCAACAUCGAGAAAGAGCGCCAUCUGGGACAAACUGAGCCAGUCGUUCGAGUCGGCGAAGACGUACACGCCGGAAGUCCAGGGUCCUCCCAAAGCUUGGAAGGGUCUGCCCAGCCUGCAGCAGCUUGCUGUAGAGACAUUCCCAACGAACCCGACUGCCGUCGCCGCCGACAAGAUUCAACAGAUUAUUGAGAGAAUCACGAGUGCGCCUGAGAGUUUCACGCUUCAUAACAACUUGAAGCGGAUCUUGGACGGUCGGCAAAAGGCAGCCGAACAGGACAUUAUUGACUGGACCGCUGCUGAGGCUCUCGCUCUGGGCUCACUGUCUCUGGAGGGCCACCAUAAAACCGGGGAGACUUUCACCCCACUUGCAAAUCUUUCUGAAGGACAAGACCCUUUUUUGAUCGAGAAUUCGCCCCUGAGUGAGUACGGCGCCCUUGGAUUCGAGUACGGCGUGACAAUAGCCGAUCCCCAUUCUCUGGUUAUCUGGGAGGCUCAGUUUGGCGACUUUGUCAACACCGCGCAGGUCAUGAUUGGCAACAUCAUCAGCGGGGCGGAAACGAAGUGGGGGGACCGUUCUGGUCUCGUACUCUCUCUCCCCCACGGCCUCGACGGCCAGGGCCCUGAGCACUCAUCCUCUCGAAUUGAGCGAUUCCUCAUGCUGAGCAGCGAGAGCGGUACGGUGUGGCCCAAGGAUCUCGGGAGACAGCAUCAAGACUGCAACAUGCAGAUUAUCUACCCAACCACCCCGGCUAAUUAUUUCCACGCGUUGGGGCGUCAGCUCCGCCGCGAUUUCCGCAAACCUCUCAUAAUCUUCCUCUCCAGGUCUCUGUUGUGCCAUGUGCUCACGCGGUCUCCCAAGUCCGACUUAGUAGGCGACUCAACCUUCGAGCCGGUAAUCGCAGACCCGGAGCACGGAAAGACCAUCGGAGCCCCAGAUACAAUCUCUCGAGUAAUCCUCUGCACUGGCCAGGUCUAUGCCACUCUGCGGAAACACCGGGAGAGAAAUGAUAUCCGAGACGUGGUCAUUGUUCGGGUCGAAGAACUAAACCCGUUCCCCUUCGCCCAGCUCAAAGCAUGUCUCGAUCGAUAUCCAAAUGCACGUACCGUAGUUUGGGCACAAGAGGAACAUUACAACGGUGGGGCUUGGCAUCAUGUGCGCGACCGCGUCAGUACGGUCCUGAAGGGGACGGAGCACCACACCCAGAGGCGUGUUGUGUACGCUGGUCGGGCAGUCAGCGCGACGACGGCUGCUGCAAAGAAGAAGGUCCAUUUGCAAGAGGAAGAAGCAAUGGUGAGAGACGCUUUCAGCGUGUCAGAGUGGCAAAGGCCACAAGAGGAGGCACGGGAAUAG
Molecule: messenger RNA, 2154 nt
Organism: Diaporthe citri
Lineage: Eukaryota; Fungi; Ascomycota; Sordariomycetes; Diaporthales; Diaporthaceae
Exons: 4
Coding region: 1-2154 (717 amino acids)
Biological process (GO): tricarboxylic acid cycle
Cellular component (GO): oxoglutarate dehydrogenase complex; mitochondrion
Molecular function (GO): oxoglutarate dehydrogenase (succinyl-transferring) activity; thiamine pyrophosphate binding
Source: RefSeq, a predicted model, not a curated record